AGACAUUUGCACCAAAAGAUCCAAACACACCUUUGAAAAUAAUUGUUCAUUGCUUUACUAGCUUUCAUGGAUCCAAGGUAAGGCACAAAAAGUAGUAGGUUGGACAACAAAAGACUCUUAUCAUGUCCAUUUUUCUACAUCCAACCCUAGUAGCACUCUAGCCUAUGAUACCCUUUUUCAUGUUCAUUAUAUCACCCAAACAAAAUUAAUCCCAACCUCAAGAUCUACAUUGAAUCCCAUCUUCAACAUGGCCUUAAGCAACAAUGUCAUCGGUGCCAUCAACUUCGUGGCCAUGCUCCUCUCCAUUCCGAUCAUCGGAGCCGGAAUCUGGCUAGCGACCGAACCCGACAACUCAUGUGUCAAGAUCUUACAAUGGCCUGUCAUCAUUUUGGGCAUCUUGAUCUUGGUUGUGGCUCUUGCAGGCUUUGUAGGAGGGUUUUGGAGGAUCCCUUGGCUCCUAGUGGUCUACCUCAUAGCCAUGUUGAUUCUCAUAAUAUUACUUGCGUGUUUGGUGGUUUUUGUCUAUAUGGUCACAGUAAAAGGCUCUGGUCACCUUGAACCUAGCCGGUCUUACUUGGAAUAUCAUCUUGAUGACUACUCGGGGUGGCUCCGGCGAAGGGUUCAUAGUUCUUAUAAGUGGGAUCGGAUUAGAAACUGUCUUAGCUCAACAAGUAUGUGUGCUGAGUUGAAUCAGAGUUACCGCAUGGCUCAAGAUUUUUUCAAUGCACACAUUAGUCCCUUGCAGUCUGGAUGCUGCAAGCCACCGACGCAAUGCGGAUACACGUUCGUGAACCCUACCUACUGGAUUAGUCCAAUAAACACCGCAGCAGACAUGGAUUGCCUGCAAUGGAGCAACGAGCAGACGCAGCUGUGUUACGCCUGCGACUCGUGCAAAGCAGGAUUGCUAGCUAAUCUGAAGAGAGAAUGGAGAAGAGCAGACAUCAUAUUGCUCAUAACCCUUGUUGCAUUGCUAUGGGUAUAUUUGAUGGGGUGUUGUGCCUUCAGGAAUGCCAAAACUGAAGACCUGUUUCGCAAAUACAAGCAAGGUACUUAUGAGUGAGUGACCUAGUGAUGAUACAGAAGAACUAGUAGCAAUUACUAGGGUGGGUUGGUGUGAAUUAAUGGGUAUUUUCUCUUAUGUCUUUUGUGACUUUGUAAACGAUGAUUAAUAGAAUAUGUUUUUGGUGUUUUGAUUUGGUUUAACUCAAAA
This is a messenger RNA of Cornus florida, 1210 nucleotides long. Its product is annotated as protein TORNADO 2. NCBI's taxonomy places the organism in Eukaryota, Viridiplantae, Streptophyta, Magnoliopsida, Cornales, Cornaceae. Gene Ontology annotation, cellular component: plasmodesma; plasma membrane. Gene Ontology annotation, biological process: auxin-activated signaling pathway. The record is from RefSeq and is a predicted model, not a curated record. The coding region runs from base 248 to 1060 and encodes 270 amino acids. The transcript is spliced from 2 exons.